Messenger RNA from Laccaria bicolor S238N-H82, 2185 nucleotides. RefSeq lists its product as uncharacterized. Lineage: Eukaryota; Fungi; Basidiomycota; Agaricomycetes; Agaricales; Hydnangiaceae. The transcript is spliced from 6 exons. The record is from RefSeq and is a predicted model, not a curated record. Bases 1 to 2127 code for a protein of 708 amino acids.
AUGUUCACCUUCAUCCCACGACGUAUGAUUCGUCGCCCCGUCGCCGUCGUCGCCUUCCUCAGCGUCCUCGUCUAUUUCCUAGGCUUUUCCCCUGAAUUCGGUUUCUUUCCCCAAUCACCACUCUACUCCUCCUUUUCCUCCACUGCUGGAACAACAAAGUUACAUCUAGGGCGAGCAACGACCGUUACGCGUACCCAAUUCCUUCGAAUAACGCGCACAGUCUACGCACCCGACGCGACGGGUGCUCCUGAUCGACCACCCCGGAUUCGCGAGGACGAAAUUCUCGAUGACGAGAUAGAUGGAAGCCUUCCGAAGCUGGAGAAACACACGUAUCGUAAAGACGGCUUGUUGGAAGUCAACCCGCGCGGCCCUCAUCCCAUAUACGAGCUCAUCAGCCGCGCGGAGGCGAAUUGGGAAGCGAAGAUGAACAAGGCUAGUAAAACGCUCGAGGAAGCCUGUCGUGAGUAUGAGCGCCGGUAUCGAAGGCUUCCACCCCUUGGUUUUGAUAAAUGGUGGGCGUAUGUUCAAGAAAACCAAGUUCAGCUACCCGAUGAGUAUGACCAGAUAUACGACGAUUUGGAGCCUUAUUGGGGUAUGAACCCCACAGACCUACAAGGGAUCCAACGAGACUGGGAAGCCCACGCUGAUUCAUAUACCGUUGGCAAAGAUGCUCAAGACGACUCGAUAGUCAUGCUGAACUAUACCCUCCCCGGCAACGCAGGCGUGAAACACGAGCUCGCAGAGGGCGCGUUUCAAAUUAUGGAGCUGCUGGAAGACGUAGAAAAGCAUAUACCCCCGUUCCGCGCUGUGUUUUCACCGCAUGAUAACCCAAACUUGCCUACCGAUUAUGAGCUGAGGGAGAUGGCGUUGGAUGCGGCUGCUUCUGGACGAUUCAUCAACAUCAACAAUCCCCCGGAAUAUAAACUCCACGGCUGGAUAUCCGCAUGCGACCCCCUUUCCCCCGCCUGGCGAGACCCCAUCAAAUGGGACGCCGCUCCCCCACCACGUACAAAAAAGACCUUCAUAUACAACCACCGCGAAGCCAUGGACCCAUGCCAACACCCUGACCUCCUCGUCAACCACGGCCAGUUCCUCUCCCACCAUAUAGGCCCAGUUCCCCAUCGGGUGUUGAUCCCCCAAUUCUCGUAUUGUCCGACGUUGUUGCAUCAUGAUAUCAUGGCUGCCAUGCCUAUCAACUGGGUGGAAGACAUAUUGCCUCGCAGCUUUGAUCCGGAGUGGGAUGAGAAAUACGAUGAUAGACUGCAAUGGCGCGGGACGAAUACGGGUAUAUGGCAUGAUGAAGAUACCCUCUGGCCCCUUUCUCAACGCUCACGGUUGGUGGAGUGGGCUACGAAUGCGUAUCAUGAGAAUGUGACUGUUUUGCCUGCGCCGAAGGAUAAUAAGCGUGCGGUGGGUGGGGGGGUGACGGUGAGGAAGGCGAAAUAUAGUUCGUCGAUGCUUGAUGUUGCGUUUGCGAAUGCGCCGUUGAGUUGUGCGCCCAAGACGUGUGAGCUUUUGAAGGGAGUUUUUGAGUUUAGGAAGCCCCAUGAUUGGAAGACUGCUGGGAAGUAUAAGUAUAUUAUUGAUGUGGACGGAAAUGGAUGGUCAAGUCGGUUUAAACGACUUAUUACGUCCAACUCGCUCAUCUUCAAAUCGACGAUAUACCCCGAAUGGUUCACAGACAGAAUAGAACCCUGGGUGCACUACGUCCCCGUGCAAAACGACCUCUCGGACCUCUUCGACUCGCUCGUCUUUUUCAGGGGUGACCCAACGGGGACGAACGCGCAUGACGAUAUGGCGCGUAAGAUUGCGUAUGCAGGUCGGGCGUGGAGUAAAAAGUUUUGGAGGAAGGAGGAUUUAACGGCUUAUAUGUUCAGACUAUUCCUAGAAUACGCACGCGUAAUGAGCACAGAGCGACCAUCCAUGUUUUAUAACCACGGUACACCAGGCUCGAGACCGCCUCCUCCGCCUCUUGUAGAUGACACCAAACCACCGCCACCGCGAGCGCAGAACCCAGUAGACCCGGAGAUACCGCCAAUACCGGAGAGGAGGAAGGGGAAUAGGAAGUAUGUUCCUGAGGUUGUGGAGGAGUUGAGUGAUAAUGAGUAUGAGGAGGAUGAUUUUUAAGAACGGCAUGCAUGGGCAGGAUAAUUCUCUUUUUUUUGGUGGGAGGGAAGGAAGGAGG